Molecule: messenger RNA, 2367 nt
Organism: Fusarium subglutinans
Lineage: Eukaryota; Fungi; Ascomycota; Sordariomycetes; Hypocreales; Nectriaceae
Exons: 1
Coding region: 1-2367 (788 amino acids)
Source: RefSeq, a predicted model, not a curated record
AUGCGCUCCGUCAUAGCUCUCGCGGCUCUGGCCCUUAGCGGCACCCUUGAUCUAGCUGCUGCAAGUAACUGCAAGCCUCGACCUUCUCACAGCUCCGCUACAACAAACCUCUCUCCCUCCGACACCGCGACUUCAGCAGCUACUUCCGAGACCGCCGGAUCAAUCAUCAUCAAGAGCAUCAUCGACGGCGGCGCUUUCUCCAUCGCUCCCCCCGAAGGCGGUGUCCCAGGUUUCACUGUCGACGGCGACGCGACCAUCGUAAUUGGACCGGGCUACAAGGUUGAUGGCAGCAAAGACUCGGGCUGUCUGUCCCUGCAGGCUAGUGGCGAUAAGAAGCGAGAUCUUGGAAGCUUUGCUGGCGUUGCGCAGUCGCUUGAUCAGCUGAGCUUGACUAGACCUUAUACUGUUCGCUUCUUUUACUUGGUCGUCACCGCCCCGUCGCUGAACUUUUGCCAAUUGACUGCUUCGCUUGGUAGCCAGACGUUCUUCCAGACUUGGAUCAUCAGCUUUGGAACGAGCGUGCAGUGGGGUGUGGCUCUGGAGCAGGUCACUGCUGCUCAGCGCUCUGCACCUCUGUCCAUCUCUAUGAACUGCUUGGUUGGAGGGUCUGCUCAGGUUUAUGUUGACUCUCUUUUCAUGUCUAACCAGGUUACGCCUGCGACUAUUGAUGACCAUCCUCUUGAUCUUGGUGAUGGGGAUGUCUCUGGCUUCACUACUACUUCCUCUUCUGCUAUUCAAACGACUACCUCGAGCAAGGUCGGAACUACCUCUGUUCCUCCCAUCAUUCCAACCCAUUCUGCGAGCUCUGAUACGGCCUCGAACUCUGCUACACCUGGUACUGGGAGCCCCAAUACCCAAUCCACUGGCAAUCAUACGCCAGUCACUGGCAGCCCUCAAACUGUUCCUACUGGACACAAUACGCCCGGUCCGGUUGACAGUCAGACCUCUGCUGCAGGCAACACCCAAGCUACUUCCCAGCCUGGUCCUCAAACUCCCGGCACUCAAACUCCAGGAGCUCAGACUACUACAUCAAGCAUCGAGAAGCAGACCAGCACUGAGUCAGCUGCCACAAGCGCCACUACAUCAAGCGGCAGCUCUUCUCCUCGCCAAUCCUCGACUAUCAAGCCCGAUGGUCCCGUCAGCCGCGUCUGCGCCAACGUCGGUACAUCCUCCAUCGCCGGUCGCGGAUGCGGCAUGCAGCCUUACAACAGCGCCGGAGCAUACAGCCGCUUCACAAGCAGCAACUACCAGAAGGAAGACUGUGCUGCCCUAUGUCUCGCUGAUGAGAACUGCAAGUCCUUUGAGUGGAGCUACGGCAACAACUGCGCUAAUGAGUGCCGUCUCAUUGCCUCUGUCUUGAGUGACGUCCCUGUUGGCAACACUGGUACCCAGUUCACCUCUUAUGAUCGCAGCUGUAUCAUCCCCAAGCCCUGCCCUAGCUUUCCCGAGGAUAGUAUCUGUAUCAACAAGAUGGGUGACACUCCCAACAAGGGCUGUGUCCGUCGCAAGGGAACGCUCAAGUCUUGCGCUCAGGAAUUCGCGACUCUUACUGUCCAGCCUUGCGGUGGCGGUGAUCAGUGCAGAGACAUGUGUGCCAUGUAUGCUGAUUGUCAGUCCUAUUUUUACAACUAUCUCCUGUCUCAAGGAAACUGCAAGCUGUAUGCUGGUACUGUCGAUGAGAUCACAGAAGAGGGCGGUAGAGACUACUUCUCAGAUAUCGGCUGCUGGGCUUGUGGACAGAACAUGGGUUUCGCCACUUACGGUCUUCUCACCAAUGACAAUGUUGUGGUCCCAGAGAUGACGUGCCGGGCUCCUACCAAAGCUGUCACUGAUACACCUACAACCUUCAACACGAGGACCACUCAGGCCGCCGAGUCUACUUCCUCUUCAGCCCCCGUUAUACAGCCUCCCACCACCACCACCACCACAGAGUCUGCCAGCUCUACAGCUACCGUCAUGACAUGCCCCAGCGGCAUUGCAGCCCCCGGCUUCUGCCAACCGCUCGACAGCCUCCCUACGCAAUCCGUCUCCCUCCCCGGUAUUCUUGACCACUGGCCCCAGAGCGACAAUGAUGUCGAACCUCCCGUGGAGCGAACUUGCAACGCCUUCGGUGUCAAGAAGGGCAGCUGGUGGGGACGUGGUGUCCAAGAGAACGGACGUCAGCACACCAUGGAGGACUGUGCUCUUUUGUGUCGUGAGCAGGGUUACUGUGAGGCCUUUGGUCUUGAUAAUUCCAACCCACUUAACGUCAAUUGUGCUUUGUCGACUUAUAAGCUUGGUACUGAGGGUAUUGACCUUGACGUUCCUUAUUCUUUCUGGUGGAGUGACUUGGAUUGUUAUGAGUGCCAUGACUGUCAGACUGCUUGA